UUAUUAGACGGGGGUCGUUUGGAUCUUAUCUCACACGUGAUACCGGGAGAGCGAAAGGAAGCGUAAUAUGCGCGUCAAGUGACUUCCCAUCUUGAAGCCUCUUUAUCGCCAUCAUCAUCAUCAUCAUCAUCUUCCUGCACGUGGAUGGACGAGUAACCGGCGAUCUGUGCCUCUAUUGUCUCUCCAUCACCCUACGUGUGGAGGAUCGAAGCUUCUGACGACCCCAAAAAGGUGGCGGACAUCACCUGUAGUCGCUAAUUCCUCCACAAAGGUUUCAUCAGGGCGCACUUCGAUGUGUGCAAGUUGGAAAAGAAAAAAGUUGGCGUUGAAGUUGCCUGUGCAACACCGAGCUGGAAUAUGAUUUCAAGUUCAGCAUCUUUUUAGGAUAUUUGCGAGACACACACACACACACAAAAACUGCCAACUGUACCUGCCAAGAACUUCAGCCCAAACGAAGGAUAUUAAAGAUGAUGCUAAGUCCGGACCAGGCCGAGGCGGACCUCUCGUGGACUCAAUCCGACCCGGAGACGCUGCUGAGCGGCCUCAAGUCUGCGGGCUGCUCGUCGGAAGAGCCGGCGGAGGGCGACGAACGGGCCAACAAGUGCCGGGCGGAUCAGCCUCUGAGCCGCGAGGAGAAGCGGCGACGGCGGCGGGCCACCGCCAAGUACCGCUCGGCCCACGCCACCAGGGAGCGGAUCCGGGUGGAGGCGUUCAACGUGGCCUUCGCCGAGCUCCGCAAACUGCUGCCCACUUUGCCACCGGACAAGAAACUGUCCAAGAUUGAGAUCCUCAGACUGGCUAUCUGCUACAUCUCUUAUCUCAACCAUGUCCUGGAUGUUUAA
This is a messenger RNA of Phycodurus eques (leafy seadragon), 842 nucleotides long. It is a transcript of the gene nhlh2, whose product is annotated as nescient helix loop helix 2. Bases 468 to 842 code for a protein of 124 amino acids. Gene Ontology annotation, molecular function: protein dimerization activity; DNA-binding transcription factor activity, RNA polymerase II-specific; RNA polymerase II cis-regulatory region sequence-specific DNA binding. The record is from RefSeq and is a predicted model, not a curated record. The transcript has 2 exons. Gene Ontology annotation, biological process: regulation of transcription by RNA polymerase II. NCBI's taxonomy places the organism in Eukaryota, Metazoa, Chordata, Actinopteri, Syngnathiformes, Syngnathidae.